Molecule: messenger RNA, 6045 nt
Organism: Fundulus heteroclitus (mummichog)
Lineage: Eukaryota; Metazoa; Chordata; Actinopteri; Cyprinodontiformes; Fundulidae
Gene: hcn4
Product: hyperpolarization activated cyclic nucleotide-gated potassium channel 4
Exons: 8
Coding region: 575-4876 (1433 amino acids)
Biological process (GO): potassium ion transport; transmembrane transport
Cellular component (GO): membrane
Molecular function (GO): voltage-gated potassium channel activity
Source: RefSeq, a predicted model, not a curated record
CCCAAUAGAUCAGCAGCAUGAAUAUUCACAAUUCACCAAAAAACGCAUCCUGACUGUGGAUCAGUGAUGUCAGCUCUCCUUGGAACGCUCACACUGUAUUUUGCGUGAUUUUGUCACGUCGCUCUGGCGGCCGCUUGACAGGGGGGGAUUCUGGUUAGGAGAGCAUCCUCCGUCGCGCAUGACCUUUCCCCGGUCUCCCUCCCCGACGUCCGCCCGCACCUCUUUCGCGUGUCACGCUAAGGUGACUUUCAGGCAGUUCUUUCCACUUUUUUGCGCACAAUGUCGGAGCGCCACAAAGAUGCACACCGAGGACGCAGUGGCCAAGCAGACCGCCCGGGUUGCGCGUGAGGACAUAUGCAAGCAGUCAGGUAGUUUAAUUGUCAGACCGAGCGUCUGUUGUCUGUUUCAGUGGAGUCACGGCGCUUCUUGUCAUGUGUAGCAGGAUUCCAGGGAUUCAGAUUAGCUCCAGUCUAAUCGCUCUCACAAACAGAUGCGGGGCGCGGGGAUGCUGGCUGUUUUCGUUACACUACACCCUGGGUUUAUUUAAUUUCCCCCACUGCGUCUCAAUGUCAUAAUGGACAGGUUGCACUCAUCCAUGCGUAAAAGGCUCUACAGUUUGCCACAGCACAUUGGACAGAAAGCAUCCAUAAUGGGGGAAGGAGAAGACGCAGACAAGGACACCCGGAGGAAGAGCAUUAGGCUGAAGCCUCUGCCGUCGCCGACCUCUGGGGUAAGCUGCAAAGGCAUCGGCGAGACCAAAAGUGGGGAAUCUGUGAUCAUGGAGACGGACAUGGGGAGACCACUGAAAACCAGCUCAAACGGGGACUGCCGGAGGUUUCGCGGCAGCCUCUCGUCCAUCACCAGUCGGCAUGUGCACGACUCAGACUCGGCCGAGGCGAGACGCCUCAUCACCGAGGGGGAUGUCACCCCGAGCGAGGAGAGCCCCCCUGGGGUGAUCGGCGACGAGCAGCCGGACGAAGGUGCGCUGGGCGCCAGCGGUGGCGCCCAAACCGACCCUCCAGACCAGCAGGCGGGUUUUAUAAAGUUGGAUGGCAUCGAUCAGAUUCUACCGGACGACGCUGGGUUGUAUCAAGCCGGGUUCAUCCACAGGCAGCUGGGAGCGAUGCUUCAACCGGGGGUCAACAAGUUCUCCCUGAGGAUGUUCGGAAGUGAGAAGGCGGUCGAACGGGAGCAAGAGCGAGUCAAAUCGGCCGGGUUUUGGAUAAUUCACCCAUACAGCGAUUUCAGGUUUUACUGGGACUUGACCAUGCUGCUGCUGAUGGUCGGCAACCUCAUCAUCAUCCCCGUGGGCAUCACCUUCUUCAAGGACGAGCACACCCCCCCAUGGAUCGUUUUCAACGUGGUCUCAGAUACAUUCUUCCUCAUGGACCUGGUCCUCAACUUCAGGACGGGCAUAGUUAAAGAAGACAACACAGAGAUCAUCCUUGAUCCCCAGCAGAUCAAGAUUAAGUACCUGCGCAGCUGGUUUGUGGUAGAUUUCAUAUCCUCCAUCCCCGUGGACUACAUUUUCCUCAUUGUGGAGACACGCAUUGACUCGGAUUUCUACAAGACAGCGCGUGCUUUACGGAUUGUGCGCUUUACAAAGAUCCUCAGCUUGCUGCGGCUCCUGCGACUGUCUCGACUCAUUCGUUACAUCCACCAGUGGGAAGAGAUCUUCCACAUGACCUAUGACCUGGCUAGCGCCAUGGUGAGGAUAGUCAAUCUCAUCGGUAUGAUGCUGUUGCUGUGUCACUGGGAUGGCUGCCUGCAGUUCCUGGUGCCCAUGCUGCAGGACUUCCCAGCUGACUGCUGGGUGUCCAAAAAUAAGAUGGUGAAUGACACAUGGGGACAGCAGUACUCCUACGCACUUUUCAAAGCUAUGAGCCACAUGUUAUGCAUCGGGUAUGGCAUGUACCCCCCAGUGGGUAUGACAGACGUCUGGCUGACCAUCCUAAGCAUGAUUGUGGGCGCUACUUGUUACGCUAUGUUUGUGGGGCACGCCACUGCUCUCAUUCAGUCUCUAGACUCAUCUCGACGCCAGUACCAGGAGAAGUACAAACAAGUCGAGCAGUACAUGUCCUUCCACAAGCUUCCAGCGGAUAUGAGACAGAGAAUCCACGACUACUACGAGCACCGCUACCAGGGGAAGAUGUUCGACGAGGAGAGCAUCCUGGGGGAGCUCAACGAGCCGCUCCGAGAGGAAAUCAUCAACUUCAACUGUCGAAAGCUGGUGGCUUCAAUGCCUCUGUUUGCCAAUGCCGACCCCAACUUUGUCACCUCCAUGCUAACCAAGUUGAGGUUUGAGGUGUUCCAGCCUGGCGAUUACAUCAUCAGGGAGGGAACUAUUGGCAAGAAAAUGUACUUCAUUCAACACGGGGUCGUGAGCGUCCUCACCAAAGGCACCAAAGAGACCAAGCUCUCGGACGGCUCCUACUUCGGGGAGAUUUGUUUGCUGACACGGGGCAGGAGGACAGCCAGUGUCCGAGCCGACACAUACUGUCGUUUGUACUCUCUCUCUGUGGACAACUUCAAUGAGGUUCUUGAGGAGUAUCCUAUGAUGAGAAGAGCCUUUGAGACUGUUGCCCUGGACCGGCUGGACCGAAUUGGGAAGAAAAACUCCAUUCUUCAGCACAAGGUACAACAUGAUCUCAGCUCGGGGGUACUCAACUACCAAGAGAGUGAGAUCAUCCAGCAGAUAGUGCAACACGACAGGGACAUGGCCCACUGCGCCCACCUCAUGCAGAACGCUCCCCCACAGACACCCCCAUCCCCAACCCCUGUCAUCUGGGCCCCCCUCAUCCAGGCACCCCUCCAGGCUGCUGCUGCCACAACCUCAGUGGCCAUUGCGCUGACGCAUCAUCCCCACCUUCCACCAACACUCUUCAGACCUCCGGUCUCUGUUCUUGGUUCCCUAAAGGAUCCAUCUACUAGAUUCCGAAAGUUUCAACCAUUUGUUUCUUCAUCUACAGCACCUGGCUCUUCUGGGGACUCUCUCUCUAGUACGCCCUCGAAGCUGCACUCUGGGGUGGACAUGCCAUUGCUGGCCUCCUUUCGAGCUCAUCAUAUGACAUCGGGCUCUGGGACAAUUGGUUCAACCCGGCAAAGCUCAGGUUUGGGAGGCCAGCGUGGACCUAAUGGGACCAAGUCCAGUGAAGGGGGGACAAAUGUGUUCAGUUUUGGUCCACACUCAUCCUCUGGUUCUCCCUCUUCUAGUAUGGCGCAGCUUCACCCACAACCACAGUAUCAACAACCCUUUCGAUCCAGCACCCCACCCCUUUCAAAUCUCUUCCAUCAAGCACCUACAGGGGGAAGCACAGGGUCAGGACUAAGUGGGGGAGCGGUUGGAGCAUGUGCGGGUGCUACAGGGUGGUCUUCAGGAGGCGCAGCUGGAAGUUCUGUUGAAGGGGGCUCCGACGCAGACACUGCUUGGGCUGGGGAGGACUUCACAACUGGGGUAACAGACAAUACUUCUAGAGGGCACUUUGAAUUGAAAGGAGCCACUGAUGGAUCAAUACAUGGAACUUCAGGGGAUAUAGUGGGUGGAGUUUCAGAAGGCUCAAUGGGAGCUGCUUGUAGUAGGUUCACAGGUGGAGCUUCAGGCGCAUCAGGGUCAGGUGUCACAUGUGGUUUAAUACAGGACAAAACCAAGAGAUCAAUUGGAGAGACUUUGAGAGGGUCAACUGAAAAAGCUUCCAGGGGAUCAGUGAGUGGGACUUCACAAGAAUCACUGCUACUCACAAACCCAAGGGGAUCAUUAGGGAGGAUCAGUGAUGGAUCAUUAGGAUCUGUUUUUGAUGGGGCCUGUGGGGGGACAUUUGGAGGCAUUUCUGUUGAAAUGCCAGCGGGGAAUUCAACAGGAUUGUUAGGGAGGUCUUCCACUGGAUCAGCAAGUAGCCAUAUAGGAGGAGCCUUGAAUGAGCCAGGAGAAACUACUAUUGGUGGACCUACUGGAAGAAUGAUAGGAUGUGCGGUUGGAACCCAGAUGGCAGCAUCUACAACUUUACCUGGUUUACCUUUAAGUGGAAUUACAUCAGGACUCGUUGGGUCCUCUUUUUGUCAGAGUCCUCUAUCUACCAGUCCAUCCAACCUUAUGUCUAGUCAGAUUCUCCCGAACCAACCACAUCCCAAGCCUCCGCAGCAGUUUGCUGGAGGCGGUAGGACUACCAGUGGCAUAAACCUCUUCCAGUCACCCUCGCAAGGUUCCCCAUCUUGUGUUAGAGGACAACAAACUCAACAGCCUACUGCUAGUUCCCCACCUUCCAUCAGCCACUUUAGUUUGGCAGGCCUCCAGUCUGGCUGCUUGCCUCACCAGAUGUCACUGGAGAAGUCUGCAUUGGCCUCCUUGGCUCAGUAUGGUUCAGCAAACGCCUCUCCUUGCCUUACCCCAGUAGCACGCAGUCCAACUGUACAAAGUCCAGUGGCUGGCAGGACUUUUCAAUACAGCGACCCAUCAAGUAUUGCAGGAUCCCACAGUUCUUUGCUCAUGCCUCAGUCUCCUCUCCUUUCACAGCUUCCCAGCCUGCCACAAACAUCAGGGAGAGAUUCUCCACUGGCUCCAUUUUCUGAGGACCUAAAGAGUUUAUCCAGCUCACACCCAUCUUUACCCCAGGAGGUGGCCCCGGCCCUGAGCCACCAAGCUCCUUGCACCUCUGUGGAAUAUUACCCUUCGCCAUUUUCCUCACCUACUCUUGUGCCCAAACCCUGUAGCUCAAUACCAGGACAUAUGACUCCCCCAAAACAGGAGUCACUGGGGAACCUUCACCAGACUCAGUCCCCUAGAUCUUCUACAGCACCUCCUCCACGGAGGGGCUCUGGUGUCUACCUGUCAGAUCUAGAACCUCAAACUGCUCGUUCUAAGCUUCCUUCUAAUUUGUGAGGUUCGAUCACACCCUCCUGUGCUUCCCUGAAAUGAAACACAUAACUAUCAGUACUCAGAUUAUUUUAUGUUGUCAGACUCCAUUGUGUUCCACCUCUCAUUUUACCAGGAUCUUUAAAUUUACUGUGAAUCAAAAAUAUUUUUAUCAGGAAACUCAGAGCUGUAGGGUAAUCCUUGUUUGUUUUAUACACUGUUGAUUUUAUUCACAUAUGCUGUAUAUACGCAGAGAUAUAUAUUAAACUCAUAAGUUAAGUAAGGGGCUCGGAGGGUGUGAAAGUGAUCUCAAGGACAGUCGUUUUCUCUAUUUGUAAGACUAUGCCGAAUUAAUUUCAUUCUAUUUGGGAAGUGAAUCAAUGGAAUACAGAAAAAAAAAAGUUUUUUUAUUGCAGGAACCUAUGCACUAAAACCUGCAUGUAUAAAGGCUUUUGCGUGUUUUAAGAUGACUAUCAAAAUAAUUUCUAGCUCAAAAAACAUGAUUUGAGACACAUUGACUCUUGUACCUUUUCAUUUAGGAUCACACAUUGUUGAUCCUUAAAUGUACUUAUUAGAUUGUGCUUAUUUAUCCUCUGUAUAAACCUUUCAACACCUUGAACGAUGGCGAUGAGAUUUUAGGAUACCAAAAAGACUUUUCCUGUGAAAACACUAUUUACUUCUCCAGGGCCCACGAUUCCUCUUUUAUAACACUUUGUUGUAUUCAUGCUGGUAUUUGAAGCAGAGUAAGAGGGGUUUGCUGAGCUACCCUCUGUCUCAGUGUUUCAUCAUAAGAGUAUGUGACGGACGACCUUUCUGCAGUGUCCUCAACCAUAUUCUAACAAGCUCACCUUGUCUUCCAAGCUCUUGACACUUAAGUGUAUUAAGUUUGUAUUGUUUCUCUUCCGGGCCUUGCUCAACUGUUAAUGUAUGAGUGUAGCAACAAGUGUGGAUAAGUUGAAUGGAAGGGAAGAGUUUUGUCAGACUGAUCAAAAAUAAGUUUGCCUUUUUUUAAGCAAAACCUAGGACUUCCAAUAGCCACUUUGUGUGAUGCGUUACGUAGCACUCGAAUCAUAAAGAAACACCUCUACAUUUGAUAGUAAUAAAGCUCAUUGGAAAAGUGAUAAAGAUUACGAUGCAAACUUGAUUUUUUUUCUGUCUAUAAGGAUCCAAAAAGAGUUUCAAAACAACAAAUUCAA